Molecule: messenger RNA, 552 nt
Organism: Protopolystoma xenopodis
Lineage: Eukaryota; Metazoa; Platyhelminthes; Monogenea; Polystomatidea; Polystomatidae
Source: the annotation of a GenBank genome assembly
AUGGUAGAGUGUACAAGUGUGAAGCAAGCAUUUACGGGCUUCAGCGAGUUCACUUUUAUAGGCAAGUCACCGUGUCUUGGACAAACUGUCGCUCGAGUAGCCGGGACCACUUGGAAGGAAUUCAUGAAUCAAUCUGUGGACCCCGAACGAGGUGGGGUAUUCGAAAUUCCUAGCUCCGAUGCAAAUGGAAGUGGUCUUUAUGGGCCCAAUACAUCUGACCAGAUGGUAGGAGCCUGUUUGGCCAGCCAUCAGUACAAAGUAGUCUUGGAAAUGAGACAUGAUGGUGGCUAUCGCAAGUGUAUGGAGCAGACGAGCUCCAUAAGUCAAUUAUCUGAAGGCUUAAGUGUGGUGAUGACGAACGUAAAGACGCUCUUGAUGAUAGGGAAUCGUAGUAGUGACAUUGUAUUACGGUUAGGUCAAUCCGCUGUACUUUCCAGGAGAAUCUGGACCCUCUCCAUCCUUUUCAGAACUCGCAUUCCACAGGACAGUGGCCCAGCCACUAAAUCUGGCAGGGUCAACCUCUUCCUAUGUACAUUUGGGGGCAAUAAGUGA